CAUUAUCAUAUCAUACCAGUCGGAGAAGAAACACACAUUGGAGCAUUGGGUAACCGUACAGAAAGACAGAUUAUUUCAUAUUUUUGGGUUAAAAUAAUAGUAGUAUUAUUGUGUUUAUUGCUUAAAUAUAAUUGAAAGCUUAGUUUUGUUAUUAGAGGUGCUGUAAGAGUGUUUUGUGACGUCAACGUGGCUAUUAAAUAGGUAUUUGUUUUGCUUGACCACACCGGCCGGAAUUCCUUGGGAACAAUGUUGAAAACAUUCGCCCGCCAAUUUUCAAAUCUGGCCGUGUACAAUUGGCGUCGCCCGGAAUCAGUACAAUUUCCGACGAUAUGGAGCCAAUUCGAACGCAAGGACAAAAAGGAUAACAAAUUGAGGAAGUUCAGAAUAACCGACGUCAGCGACAAGGAUAAAGGACUGCAGAAUGCCCUGGUUAAGCACAUGUGCGAUUUCUAUUUGAAAGACGAACCACUCUUCUUGGCAAUGAAUAUGAGAGAGGAUGCAAAAUCCGUCCAGGAGACCGAACAACUCUGGCACAAUAUUUUUUCCCAACGCAUAGUUUUGGCUUGUCUUGAGGAAACCCAGGACGGCGGCCUGGUCAAGUCUCCUGGUACAGAAGUUCCUCGAGUAGUCGGUUGCAAUUUUACAUUCGUUACCAAGAAAGGACAACCAAAAAUACAACCCGAUGGAAAAUGUUUCAAAAUCUUCCGGGACGCCAACGACUAUUUGGCCUCAUUCACCGACUGCUACGCCCACUACGGCGUAGACGAGUACCUCUACGCUUUCGGUUUGAGCGUAGACCCCGAUUACAGAGGAAUGGGAGUGGCCAUGGAAAUUUUAAAGGCCAGAAACGAGAUGGGCAGAAAGGUUGGUUUAAAGGCAACAGUGACCACUUUCACAGCCCUAGAGUCUCAAAAAUUGGCAGAAAAGGCUGGUUAUGAAACCCUGGUGGAAAAAUCCUACGAGCAAAUGGAAAAAGACAAUCCUCUGUUUAAGUUUCCAGGAAUUCAGACUAAAACUGCAAAACUGAUGGGAAUGAAAUUGUAACUGGAGAAAGGAAGAAAAUGUUGAAUA
Ctenocephalides felis (cat flea) is the source of this 1071-nucleotide messenger RNA. RefSeq lists its product as uncharacterized. Lineage: Eukaryota; Metazoa; Arthropoda; Insecta; Siphonaptera; Pulicidae. The record is from RefSeq and is a predicted model, not a curated record. The transcript is spliced from 5 exons. Gene Ontology annotation, molecular function: N-acetyltransferase activity. Bases 247 to 1044 code for a protein of 265 amino acids.